AUGGAUUAAUAAGAAGAAAACAUAGAAAAUAAUUAAGAGAAUUUCACAUAAGUUUUUAAAAGAUUUAAACUAAAAUAUGAUCAAGCUAAACCUUUAAAUUUAGCUAAUGUUUAAAACACAGCAGUUGCAAUUUUUGGAUUGACAAAAAGUGGAAAAUCAACAUUCUUUCAUUUACUUAAAGGAGAUAGGCUUAUAACUAAUUAAGAUACGAUGAGAGUACAAGUAGAUGGUUAAUAGGAAAGUUUUAUAGGACAUGAUUUCUAAAGUUAUACAAAAAAAGUAAAUCAAUUUACCAUUCAAUCUGAUCCAUGUUUAGAUUUGAUUGAUUCUCCAGGAAUUGAAGACACAAGUGAAGAUUAUGAUGAAAUAGCAUCUUCUUUACAUUUAAUUCGGUUAUUAUAAGAAUACAAAAGAAUUAUCUUUCUUUUAGUUAUUCCCAUGGAUUAUUUCUCGAGUAGUUAAAUUUAACUUUCUUUAAAUUAUGUAUACAACUUAAUGUAAUCAGAGAAGGAUAUUAAUUAUCUUUGUUAGUAAUAGAUGAUAGCAUUGAUAAUCAAUAGAACCAGAACUUCAGAUUAUGUUAAUGAAAAAUAAAAAAUAAUGUAGAGUUUUCGUGGAAUUUAAUAACAAGGAUUUUAAGCAAUAAAUUUAUUACAUUAUUUUUAAUAAGGUAUAAAUAACAAUGUCUUUUUUCUAAACCAAUCCCCAGACAAGCAUCAUUUGGAUGA
Molecule: messenger RNA, 728 nt
Organism: Paramecium sonneborni
Lineage: Eukaryota; Ciliophora; Oligohymenophorea; Peniculida; Parameciidae
Source: the annotation of a GenBank genome assembly